CAAUGAUGUAUUAAACAACGAGACAUCCAAUAAGACCCGGGGUCGUCUUCUCUUCAAAACCCUAACCAGCACUUACUCAGACAGAGAGAGAGAAAUAGAGAGAGAGCUAGUUGAAGAAGACGGGAAGAAUGCCAGGUCCCACAGUAGAAAUGGAGCCAAUAGAGCCACAAUCAGUGAAGAAACUUAGCUUCAAAUCUCUAAAACGAACCAGCGAUCUUUUCUCUCCUACUCACGCUCAGCUCGCUCCUCCCGAUCCUGAAAGUAAAAAAAUUCGAAUGAACCACAAGAUAAAUUUGGAGUAUAAAGGAAUCAAAAGCACGUGUGAGCCGCAACAAGUUAAUUCAGCCACAACGGAAGCUUCAGGGCCUUCUAAUGUCCUUGCUCUUCCGGGUUCAGGUGAUUCUAGUGUUUCGCAGAAAAGUGGAGCUCAAAAUGCAUUGGUUGUUGGCCCAUCUUUGCAAUCAAAGGCGCGGAGUGAUGGUGGCGUUUCGGGCAAAAGCACUGCAGUGAUCACUGCUUCUGGUUCAUCUGAAAGGAACUUCUCAACCUCUGCUAUAAUGGAAAGAAUCCCAAGCAAAUGGCCACGCCCUGUUUGGCGUCCUCCAUGGAAGAACUACAGGGUCAUUAGUGGUCAUUUGGGUUGGGUGAGAUCUGUUGCAUUUGAUCCAAGUAAUACAUGGUUUUGUACUGGUUCUGCAGAUCGAACAAUCAAGAUAUGGGAUGUAGGAAGUGGAAGGUUAAAGCUCACACUAACUGGACACAUCGAGCAAGUACGAGGUCUUGCCGUUAGCCAAAGACAUACCUACAUGUUCUCUGCUGGUGAUGAUAAACAGGUUAAAUGCUGGGACCUUGAACAGAAUAAGGCAAUCCGGUCUUAUCAUGGCCAUCUAAGUGGUGUCUACUGCUUGGCCCUUCAUCCUACUAUUGACCUUUUGCUUACUGGGGGGCGUGAUUCCGUCUGCCGGGUCUGGGAUAUUCGUACAAAGGUGCAAGUUUUUGCACUGUCUGGGCAUGAUAAUACAGUGUGCUCAGUUUUUACUCGACCUACGGAUCCACAAGUGGUUACUGGUUCCCAUGACUCAACUAUCAAGUUCUGGGAUCUUAGAUAUGGUAAGACUAUGUUAACUCUUACACAUCACAAGAAAUCUGUGCGAGCCAUGGCGCUGCAUCCGACAGAGCACUGCUUUGCAUCUGCAUCAGCUGACAACAUUAAGAAAUUCAAUCUUCCAAAAGGAGAAUUUUUACACAACAUGCUUUCUCAGCAGAAAACCAUCAUUAAUGCAAUGGCUGUCAAUGAAGAUGGUGUAAUGGCCACAGGAGGUGACAACGGGAGUUUAUGGUUCUGGGAUUGGAAGAGUGGUCAUAAUUUCCAGCAAGCCCAGACAAUUGUACAGCCUGGCUCAUUGGAUAGUGAAGCUGGUAUAUAUGCUGUCUGCUAUGACGUAAGUGGUUCAAGGCUUGUUACAUGUGAAGCUGACAAGACAAUAAAAAUGUGGAAAGAGGAUGAAGAUGCCACCCCAGAAACUCAUCCCCUCAACUACAAGCCACCGAAAGAUAUCCGGCGCUUCUAAUGAUUGUGCUUGCUCCUUUUCUAUUUGGGUGGCCAUGUAUCAUACUCGUUUGCAACAUUUUUGACAAAAUGGAAACAUGUAUUGAGCUUUUGUGGUGUACGACUAUAUUUGCGGUUGCAUGUUGUAUCAGAAUGAGCAUGAGAACAGAAAUUAACUCCUCAUCGUCAAAGUUGCCUUGAAAA
Populus trichocarpa (black cottonwood) is the source of this 1753-nucleotide messenger RNA. Its product is annotated as protein pleiotropic regulatory locus 1. Gene Ontology annotation, cellular component: catalytic step 2 spliceosome; precatalytic spliceosome; Prp19 complex. Gene Ontology annotation, molecular function: protein binding. The record is from RefSeq and is a predicted model, not a curated record. Gene Ontology annotation, biological process: mRNA splicing, via spliceosome. Lineage: Eukaryota; Viridiplantae; Streptophyta; Magnoliopsida; Malpighiales; Salicaceae. The coding region runs from base 129 to 1571 and encodes 480 amino acids. The transcript has 17 exons.